Messenger RNA from Phyllopteryx taeniolatus (common seadragon), 6983 nucleotides. RefSeq names its product golgin A4 (gene golga4). The record is from RefSeq and is a predicted model, not a curated record. The coding region runs from base 144 to 6401 and encodes 2085 amino acids. Gene Ontology annotation, biological process: Golgi vesicle transport. The transcript is spliced from 25 exons. Lineage: Eukaryota; Metazoa; Chordata; Actinopteri; Syngnathiformes; Syngnathidae. Gene Ontology annotation, molecular function: small GTPase binding. Gene Ontology annotation, cellular component: Golgi apparatus.
AGAAUGCCUUGUCACCUGCGCGAACAGGGAAGUCAACAAGAAGCACUGGAUGUGACAUCAAAACACUUCUCCGAACAAUAUUCGUCCUCUACUCGUCAACUUUUUUUUUUUUUUUUUUUUUAUAGCAACCACGACGAGACAAGAUGUUCAAAAAACUCAAGCAGAAGAUAAACGAGGAGCAGUCGCCGCAGAGAAACGCGCAGACUCCUCAACAGGGCCAGAUGGGCUCCAGAGAACGUCGGAGCAGCGAAACCCACCCAUUUUACCAUGACGGUGUUCCCUCUCCCGGUGACAGAGAGGUGCUGGCCGGGAUGAUAGCAGAGCCCGCUUUUCUCUCUGAGUAUACUAUCUUUGCUCUGGACCAUUCAAAACGACCCAAAACGGCCCAGGUAGCCAGUGUGAGUGCAUCUAAAGGGCCAACAAGGUCUUCCAGAGGAGGUAUCAAUGGGGAUGAAAGUGUCUCUCCUCAUAGAGAAGAACCACAGUCCUUUGCCCAAAAACUACAGCUAAAAGUUCCCUCAAUGGAGUCCAUAAUUCGGGGUGGUGCCAGUCGGGCUGAACAUCUCUUCCGCUCUCCCUCUAAAGAAAGCUUGGUCCAGAGCUCAUCGCAUGAGUCCUUGACACAUUUAGGGGAAAACGAAGUCGCUGGUGCCCCUACAUACGACCCACCUUCAGAUAUUGAGAGCGAGGCUGAGGAGGCACCAGGGAAUGCUGAGUCUCUCCCCAAAGAGCAGCUGCUGCACCGUUUGGUCAGAGUGGAGGCAAGUCUGGGGAAGUAUCGUGGGAAAUACUCAGAGCUCGUUACUGCAUAUCGUACAGUGCAACGAGAUAAAGAUAAAACACAGGCCAUCCUCAGCCAGUGUCAAGAUAAAUCUCUGCGCAGAAUAGGAGAACUACGAGAGGAGUUACAAAUGGACCAGCAGGCAAAGAAACACCUUCAGGAGGAGUUUGAUGCAGCACUGGAGGAGAAAGACCAGAUGAUUACUGUCCUGCAAACUCAGGUUGCUCUGCUAAGGAAACGAGUUCAAGGAGUUUCUGACGGUGCUUUGCUCGCUGAGGGUGAGCUGCCCAUUUCUUCAAAUGCAGCACAGACCGAAUCCACAAGCCCUUCAAAGGACCAUGAAGUGGAGCCUGAAAUACCUGAGGAAGAGGGGGUCAGUGAUCCAGCUAAACUAAUGGAGGCUUUGCAGAAGAGAGUGAAGAGGCAAGAAAACUUACUGCACAAGUGCAAAGAAAUGAUACGUAUACACAAGGAGCGCAGCGCCCACAUUAGUAGUGAGAACGAAACUCUGCAAGAGCAGCUGCAGGAGAGACUGCAAGAACUGGAAAAGAUGAAGGAGCUGCACACAACGGAGAAGUCUAAGCUGAUCAAUCAGUUGCGUGAUGUCAAGAACCAAAAUGAACAGCUGGAGCAGGACAAGGGUAUGGUGAUUGCUGAGACAAAGCGGCAGAUGCAUGAGACUCUGGAAAUGAAAGAAGAGGAGAUUGCACAGCUCCGGUCCAGGCUCCAGCUGGCUAAUACCCAAAAUGAAGAGCUACAGGACCAGAAGGAAAAGGCUGAGAAAUCAGCAUUUGAAGAGCUUGAAAGGGCAUUGGGUUCAGCACAUAGAGCUGAGGAAGCAAGAAAGCAGCUGCAGAUUCAGAUGGAGGAGCAAAUGAGUGAAGCGGAAAGAGUCAAUGAAGAAGAGAGGAAGAGUUUGCAGCAGGAGCUCACACGGGUCAAACUGGAGGUUGUCACAAUCAUGAAGAAAUCAUCUGAAGAAAGGGUGGCCACCAUGCAACAAUCCCAUAGUGAAGCCCUGGCUGCCAAAGAAGAGAAGAUAAGUGGCAGAAUCAGCAAAGCUGUGGAGCAGUGUAAAGAGGAGUUUGUUCAGCUAAUCAAGGAAAAAGAGCAGCAGGCAUCUCUGGCUCUGGAGGAUGCAGAGUUACAGAAGACAGCUCUUAUUGCAGAGGGCGAGAAUAGCGUUAAAGAGAUGCAGCAAGAGCUGGAAGUCGCAAAAACUAGAAUAAUGGAGUUAGAGAGUUCCCUGGUGAUGAUGUCCCAAGAGGAAUCAGUGCCGUCCCAUGAACAGUCAAGUCUGUUGGACCACCUGAAGAAUAACCACAAAGAGCAAAUGUUGGCAUUACAGAAAGAGCACCAGGCACAGCUGGAAAAGCACAAGGACACCCUAUCCCAGCAGCACAGUACUGCUCUGGAAGAGCUCAAGGAAAAACAGAGGGUUGAAUCAGAGACACUUCUGAAAGAGAGAAACCUGCAAAUUCAUAUGCACACAGAGGAGAUGAAUCAGAAAUUGGAUGCAAAGCAGGCUGAGCAUCAAGCACUUGAAGCUGAACUUUCUGAAGUUUUGAAGAGUAAACAGCUUUUGGAACAGAAGUUGGUUGAAGUAAAAGAUGCACAUUGUUUAGCUCUGCAGGAUCAGGUGGCAAAACACAGUGCAGAGAUGGAAAAUGUUAAGCAAGAGCAUGAACAGUCUCUUGGAGGAAUGGAGAAAAUUCUGAAGGAGGAACUUAAUGCUUUGAAAAUAAUUUUAAGGGAAAAGGAAAAUGAAAUUAAAGACCUCAUUCAAGGAGAAAAAACGCUAAAAGAAAAAUCACAUUCCGCUCUAGAAGAGCUUGACGUCAGAGCAAAGCAACUGGAGGAUUUGAAGCAAUCUUUAUCACAUCUCCAGCUGGAAAAUUCCAACUUAAAAGAAGGUAAAGAAGCAUCAAAUAAAAUCUCGAACGAUCUUGCUCAGUCUAAGAACAACUUGACAGAUUUGCAGCAUCUGCUUGAAGUAGCAAAAAAUGACUGUCAACACAAAGAGUUAUUACUCCAAGAAUUACAGCAGCAAUUACAGCAGAGCCAAAAGCAACUCUCUGAGCAGGUGAAGUCACACAGUGAAGAGCUUAACACUAAAAAGGAAGAGGAAACACAUCUUCAGAAACAGUUGGAGGAUGAAAAAGCUGCUUGUGAGAAGAAGCUGUACAACACUAUAACUGAGAUGGAAGCUAAAAUUAAAACACAGGAAACAAAGAUGGAAAAGUUCAAACAGAAGGCCAAAGAAAUGCAAGAUCACUUUAAGAAAAAGAUCCAGCAGAAAGAAGAAUCCAUGAAAAUUGCACUUGUAAAGAAAGAUGCAGAGCUUCAACAAAAAGAGCAGCAAAUUCAAGAGAAAAUUUUAGAGAUGGCCCAAAAAAAUUCCCAAGGCUUGAGUAAUACAAUGUCAGAGCUGCAGGCUAACCAUUUGGGGGAAGUGGAGAAACUACGUGAUAUCCACAGACAUGAAAUCUUGGAGCUGGAACGCCAUUGGCAGGAGAAGUUAGGACAGCAGGAGGAGGAAUUAAUGGAAAAACACUCCCACAUAUUGCAGGAAAAGAUACAGGAACUGCAAGAAUGUUCUUUGAAACUUAACAGGAGCAAAGAGGAUAGUGAUCAAGUACUUAAUGCAAUGAAAGACCUAAAGGAGGAGCUUACAAUUAAAGAAACAACUGUGCAAAAGCUGAAAGAAGAACUUCAAGAAGCAGGGGUUAAGCUUGAAGGUUUGUCAACAAGUGACACUUUGCUGAGAGAGCAAAUGGAGUCAGUGGAGAGGAACCUCAGCCAGGCUAUGAAUGAGCGAGACUCCCUGCAGGACAAGCUCAACAUGACAGAGGAAGAAAGCAGAGAGAAAUUAAAAACUUUGUCAGACAAGUUGGAGGACAUGGAUGAGCAGCUUCAAGCUGUUGAAGGUUCCAGACAAAAGGAAUGCGAGGACUUGCAGAAUAAAUCUGAGGAAGCUGCCAUUCAGAGAAAGGCUUUGGAAGCACAGUUCCAUCAGCAAGUCAGUAUGAUCAGCAACCAAAUGCAGCAUUACUGUAAGGACGUCCAGUGCAAAAUGGUGGACGGAGCCUCUGAACUUUGUCAGAAAGUUGACUUUAGAGUCUCUGAUUUAAAAGAGAGAAUUCUGUGUAGCCAGAAAAAUAUUUUGCACCUUAAAAAUGUUGUCUCUAGAAAAGUAGAUAGACUUUGCACUUUAGAGGAGAAUCUCCGCCAGAAGAGUGAGGAGAAUAACAAUCUAUGCAUUUCAUUAGAACAGUUGACUGCUCAGGUAAAUGCUCACAUGGAGCAAAUCAAAGCCUUAACAAAUGAAAAUGAGAACAAUUCUCUUUCUAUCAGUGAAAAAGCUCUCAAGAUUGAGGAGCUAAAUGAAUUAAAAAGAGUUAUAUCAAUGAAUUUGAAAGAAAAUGAGUUGCAAGUGAAUAACUUGGAAAGCAUCAUCAGUGACUUGAAACAUCAACUAGAAGGUAAGGAAGAAGCCAUAUUUAAGCUGAAGCAGCAGUACGAAGAGGAGAGACAAAAGGCUUUAAUUCAAACGGACGAAACCAUUCAGAGUUCACAGCAGGAGCGAGAUUCACUCUCUAAGCAGGUAAAUGCCCUCAGAGCCAGUCUUUCUGAGAAUGACAACAUUGUAGCGUCUCUGAAGACGAGGCUCGAAGAGCUGGAGCGCGUUGUCUCAGAGAAGAAUGAAUCUUUGCAAAGGCUGACGGUGAGUUUUGACAAUCAGUCCAUCAGCAAGUCUGAGCUGGACCAAGUUUUGAGCGAAAAGGAACAGAAGGUGAGCGGGCUGACUGCAGAACUUGAAUGCUCAAACCAUCGUCUCUGCGAGCUACAGGAGCAGUUGGCCUUAAAGAUGAAAGAGUGCGAACAACUUGCAUGUGACCUCAAACAGCAGCACAGCAUCAGGGAGAAUGAGAUGGUUGAAAAGCUGCAGCAGAACAGCCACUUGGAGCAAGAGAUGGAGGAAAAACUGCACCACCUCGAGGAGGAUAACCUAAAGUGCAAAAGCCAACUUCAGAUUCAGGAAGACGAAUUUGAAAGGCUGAAAGAAGAGAUUAUGAAAAGAAAAGAGGAGUGUGUGAGGGAAACCGAGGAGAGGUUGACAGCAGAAAGCACUCGGAAAGUUUCAGAGCUAAAGAAGAAAGCAGAGCAGAAAAUUGCUCAAAUUAAGAAGCAGCUAACUUCACAGCUUGAUGAAAAAGAUGACCUUAUCAAGAUGCUUGAGGCUAGCUAUGAGGAGCUCAAGAAAAAUGAGGCCUCCGGUAAAGAAUGCAUUGACACAUUAGAGGAGAAAAACAAAUCUCUCGAGGAGGUUCUUGUCAAGCUCAAAGACGAGCAGGCAAGCCAACUGGAACAGACUCAGGCUGAUGAGAGGCAAAUGAUGCAGAAGUCUUUAGACGAACUGAAGAGCAUGUAUGAAGAGAAGCUGUCUACACUUCAGCGAGAUUCAUUACACCAAGCAGAGCUCAAACAAGCAGAAGCACUUGAAAUUGAAUCUAAGCUUAAAGAGGUAGAGAAGCAGAACGAAGCAUUCCUUGAAGAAGUUAGGACUCUGAAAGAAGAAAUUAGAAAGAAGAUUGUUCAGUGUGAUCAACAUCAAGUUGCCUUAAUGCAGGCUCAAAUCUCAUUUGAACCUGACAAGAAGAUGGAGUGUAGUAGUUUUAAACAAACAAAGAGCAUGUUGGAAAAUGAGAUGAAAAAUCACUCUGCCGAACUGGAUGAGGAUUCUCUUGAUUCUCUUAAGAGCAAACUAAAUCAGAUGAAGAAUGAGAAGGAGAAAAUCCACAAAGAUUUUACCAGGUUACAAAAAGACAUCAGACUAAUGAGGAAAGAGCAUGAUCAGGAACUUGAAUAUGCAAAGAAACAGUUAUUGGAGGAGAGUGAAAACAAACUCAAAUUGGAAUUAGAAGACAUCGAAAUGAAGCACAACUCAGCAAUCAAGCAGUUAAUGAGGGAGUUCCACACACAAAUGGCCGUAAAAGAGAAGGAGAUAGACACAGCAGUGAAAGAAACCAUUGGGAAGGCUCAGAUUGUGGAGGCAGAGCUUCUCAGUAGUAAUCGAGAGGAAACCUUCCAGCUGAAGAAGGUGAUUGCCCAGAGGGAAGAUGAAUUGAACAGAACUGUUGAGAAAUAUGAGCAGGUCAUACAGAGUCGAGAGGAGGAGAUGGGGACUCGAGUGUGGCAGGUCCAGAAAGAACUGGAGGAACUCCAAGCUAGGAGCCGCAGCACUACUGAGAUGAGCCCUGAGGAACUACAGGCGCAGCUUGCUGAGAAGACAACAUUGCUGAGUGAAGCUCGACUGAAGGAGCAAGGCUUUGUUGAGAGGAUUCACUCGCUUGAGGACAAGAUUAAAUGCUUCCACCGGAACACAGUCAUAACUCAUCUGGGGAGCACAUACAAAGAUGCUGCACUGAACAAACCCGAGCCCCUCUCAGAAGCCACUGAGAUGGAGUACCUGAAGAAAGUGCUGUUUGAGUACAUGAUGGGGCGAGAAACAAAAACGAUGGCCAAAGUGAUAACGUCCAUGCUCAAGUUUCCUCCAGACGAGGCUCAAAAGGUUUUGGACAAAGAGGAGUCCAAAGCAACGCACUGGUUGAGCGUCUGAUGCUUUGCGAUGAAAAUCAUGCAGCCGCUGCUGAAGGGGAAGACUGCCAAGGAUUUGAUCAAACCCUUCUCUGCAUUAUCUAUUUGUGUAUGUAUGCGUGUAUGAAUGGCUACUUGGAUUUUAUUGUGCUCUGUAUAGUUUGGAGUGUGUGUGUAACACUACAAGUAUGAGGGAAUUCAGACACAUAUCUUCCAUAAAUCUGCAUUUUGUUUGAGAUUAAUUUAUGUUUUCGAAGGUAUACUUUUCAAUUCUCUAAUGUGUCUAUACUGAUCGGUGUGCAAUAAAUGGUACUCUUAUCACAUAUCAAGGCCGACGGUCAGUUGAUUUAUAGGUUUUCUUGUUGUGUUGUUGUCUGGUUCACGUCUUCUGCAAACCUGUAAAUGCCCUUAAACUCUGGCCUCACUGCACAUUUAAAUUAGCCGUCUGUUGACCCUUCCCCCCCAUCCCCAAGCUUUAUUUUCCAACUCUGACCCCAGAAGACACUGUAAUUUGUAUUAAUAAUGGAAACUGUACUAGAGGGCUCUAUAGUUAUAUCUUGCUAUACAUUUUCUGUAUAACAAAUUAAAUCAUAUUUACAAAGUA